Messenger RNA from Pleuronectes platessa (European plaice), 5434 nucleotides. It is a transcript of the gene garem1, whose product is annotated as GRB2 associated, regulator of MAPK1. Gene Ontology annotation, biological process: epidermal growth factor receptor signaling pathway; cellular response to epidermal growth factor stimulus. The transcript has 6 exons. NCBI's taxonomy places the organism in Eukaryota, Metazoa, Chordata, Actinopteri, Pleuronectiformes, Pleuronectidae. Gene Ontology annotation, molecular function: proline-rich region binding. Bases 432 to 3035 code for a protein of 867 amino acids. The record is from RefSeq and is a predicted model, not a curated record.
ACAGUCUUCAGCAUCACUGCUAAACCUCAGAGAGCAAAAUCUCCACUUAAUGGAAGCAAUUUUCUUCCCUUUGCAAAUAUACCACGCACACACUGAGCCGCACUGUGUUUUCUCGUGUUGUUUAACUCUCAAAGUAAACAAUGAUUUUACUUUAGAAGAACAAAUUACGUGUUUCCGCUGUUCGUGUGGCUAACUUUCCUCGAUGCACCCGUCGCUAGCUAAACAAACAUGGCUGUGCUACGCUUUCGGACAACGCGUCUUAACUAGGCAGACGGUAAUGCGUCGGUAAACGAGACACAUGCCAAACGCGACGCCCUAGAUGGAGACUCGGUGUGUUGUGAAGCUGGUUAGUGAAGCGUAGCGUUUUGCGACCGUGUUGACGCGCAGUGAGGCCAGUAGCUCCCCCGGUUGGCUAAUGCCAGCUAGCCAAAAUGGACCUUGGAACAAUGUUGUACAACAAUUUAAAAGAAGUAACGUGGAGCACGACGUCCCUGCCAUUAGAUCAACUCGUCAGCGCAUACAGGCUGCCACAAAUUGCCAAGCUGGACAACGGUCAGUUGGUGGAAGGGCUCAGAGACAAUGACUACCUCUUGAUUCAUUCCUGCCGUCAGUGGACGACGAUCACCGCUCACAGUCUUGAAGAGGGCCACUAUGUCAUUGGGCCCAAAAUAGAGAUCCCAGUACACUAUGAAGGCCAGUUUAAGCUACUGGAGCAGGACAGAGAUGUCAAGGAGCCUGUGCAGUACUUCAACAGUGUGGAGGAGGUGGCCAAAGCAUUUCCUGAGAGAGUGUAUGUCAUGGAGGAUAUCACUUUCAAUGUUAAGAUGGCUUCAGGGGAAUGUAAUGAAGACACAGAAGUUUACAACAUCACACUGAGCACUGGCGAUGAACUGACAUUAAUGGGCCAAGCUGAGAUCCUCUACGCCAAGUGCUUCAAAGAAAAAUCGAGAUUCAACACCAUUUUCAAGAAGAUUGGGAAGCUGAACUCAAUAAGUAAGAUUGGUCGAGGCAAGAUGCCGUGUUUGAUCUGCAUGAACCAUCGCACCAACGAGAGCAUCAGCCUGCCUUUCCAGUGUAAAGGCAGAUUCAGCACUUGUAGUCCUCUGGAGCUUCAGAUGCAGGACGGCGAGCACAUCAUCAGGAACAUUGUAGAGAAAACUCGUCUCCCAGUCAAUGUCACGGUACCCAGCAGUCCACCACGCAACCAGCAUGACCUCCACCUCAUCCGCGAGGGCCAUCGCUAUAAACUGGUCAACAUUCAGACAAAGACGGUGGUUGUGUGCUGCAUUCUGCGAAGCAACAAAAUAAUCCCCAUCCAUUUUCCCUUUCAUAUGGCCAUGCCUAGAUUUAUUAUUCCAGAGGAACUGUUGCAGGGAGAGUUGUGGCUAGAAACCAUGGUGCAUCGCUGGUACUCCUUCUGCCAGGAGCAGUUUGACAUAGACUACUAUUCCCGCGCCGUGCGGAAUGUGCGGACAGACUGGAACGACGAUGGUAAGAGUCCUAAGAAAAGCAGUGGGAAUGGUAGUUGCAGCGGAGGCAGCAGCAGCUCCAAUGGGUGUCCCGGUCACAUGCAGAUUCCCAGCUCUUUAACUUAUGCCCGGGAUGAGCUCACCCAGUCCUUCCACAGACUCUCUGUGUGCGUAUAUGGCAGCAACCUGCAUGGAAACAGCGAGGUCAACUUACAGGGCUGUAUGACACUGUGUGGGGAUUGGGCUCUUCUGCCCUCCGAUAGCAUUCCUUCAGACUCUGGAGAAAAUGACAUUUUUUUCCCUGAGCUGCUGGACAGCACAAGCCAACAACCGCCCUUCAACAAGUCGGAUGUUCCGUAUGAGGAGCUGUGGUUAGAUCACUUGAGAGGUCAGAACCCAAAACCCUCUUCAAGUGAGGGAAUCCGAGGCAUCAACAAUGGCUGCGGCACAACAGCAACCCUGUCAUACCCAGUCACUUGUUCUCUUGGAGCAAUAACCAGUUCGGAUGUCGCUCUUACUCCACCACCGGUCCCACCCAAAUCUGAAGCUGUGAAGGAAGAAUGUCGUCUGUUGAACGCCCCACCAAUCCCUCCACGAAUUUUGAAACAGAUGCCAUUGGUGCCCAUGCUGUCAAAGCCUCGGCAGCAAGAGACUCGUUCUCCGAGUCCAACUCUCUCCUAUUAUUCCUCUGGUCUCCACAACAUAAGUGGAGCAUGUGAAGAAGAAGCAGCCGACCCACAAGAGCAAAGCCACGUGUGCUACCCCUGUAACUGGGUUAAAUCAAACAGCACUGAGCCAAAUGACUCUUUGCCCACUGGUAGCCUGUCACUAGAUGGGAUGUCCUCCAGGUUGUCUUGGCCAAACAAUUUCAGUGUAGGAGAAUCACACUGCAUGGAGGAAUUUCUACCAGCUAGCUGUCGGAGUUACUACAGUUACCCUAGGAAGAGAUCCCCAAGCACCCCAAAAACCUGUACGUCAAGCCUUGUCGACUUUGAAAGCCGAGAUCACGCACAAAGCAGUAAGGACUUCAUGUUGCAGAAUGCUUCUCUGAAUCAGGUCUGCACAAAAUCUUCGAGUUACAAUUCAGAGGUGUACAGAGACAAGCCAAUAGAAGAAUCUAACACCAAGCAGAGCCUCUCUUGUCCCAUUUUACCCCCGAGAACGCCCAAAUCAAAUGCCAUAAAGAACUGCACAGACUUCAUGCCAGUGUCAGCUUGUGACGCAACGCAGGAAACUUCAGAUUGUUCGCUUACUCAACAGGAGCAGAGUACCAAAGAGAUAUAUUCCAUCUGUGAUUCAUUGACUCCCAACUGUUCAUCCGUGUCGGCCAGUGCACAGUGGCAGCCUCCGUCCAGCCUUGCUGGCCUCUCCAUUGAAGAGAUGUCCAAAUCUCUGAGAUUCAUUGGCCUGCCAGAUGACAUUGUUCCUCUUUUUGUGUCUGAGAAGAUAGAUGGCAAUUUACUCCUGCAGCUUACAGAGGAGAUUUUGUCAGAGGACUUCAAGCUAAGCAAACUGCAAGUGAAGAAACUAAUGCAGUUCAUAAACGGAUGGAGACCCAAGAUAUAACUAUAGUAUGUGACACUAACGCCUGCUGUAAAGCAGAGCAAGACAUGCCUUCAGUAUAUAUGCUAUGCACACCAAGCCACAAAGAUUUUCUUUCGUAUAAUAUGAAUUUAUUUACUUGUUGGGUUCCUGUAAACCCACAAAAAAAUCUGUGACUGCUAUUUACUUACUGUAUGAAGUCAUGUGGCACUUUGAUGAAGACAUUUUUAUGUUUUUCACCCACAGAAAUGUUUUUAAGUCAGUAUAUAAACUUUAAAUCCAAACAGAUGAGGAGAGGACAGGAAACAACAUAAUUAAGAAUCUGCUUGAUUAGGAUAUGGGUAAUUAUGUUCUUCAAGGUAAAUUGCGAAUUUAAUGAUUUUUAAAAGAGUACACAUUGGACUGUAGUAUAUGUUUAUUUAACACACUGAAAACUGUUAAAAACAGUUAUAGAUAAAAAGUAGCAAAUUUUGCUGGAAAUAACAACUCCUACAAAAUUAUCACAUUUGUUUUAUAAAAAAAAUCUAAUUAUAAACUUGCGUCUCGAGCAUGUAACUACAUAGUUACAAUAAGUGAUGUAUGCACUGUAUUAGUUUUAUGUAUGGGAUAUAUUACCACAGUUUUCACAACGUUAUUUAAAGUUACUGAAAUUGCAUCAUAAAUCAGUCAUCAACAGUUGAUUUAGCCUAUAUGCUGCUAACAUGUAAUAAAAUUAGGGCUUGACCGAUAUGGAUUAUUUUGUGAGUUAAUGCCGAUACUGAUAUUAGGGAGUUCUUCCGAUAAAUAUCGACUGAUAUAUAUAUUUGAGAGUAAUGGGCACUCGUUCCAAAGAUCUCCCUUAAGACAACAAAAUGUAACCUAUGAAAAGGAUUGAAUUGAUAUUUGCAGUUUAACCAUAAACAUUAGUUUAAAUAACUACCGAUAAGAAGAAAAAUCGAAUAGAAUCAAAUGUGUAGAACUUAAAUUUAGAAAAUAAACAUGUUCACAUUGUCCUUAAAAAUGUGUAAUAACGUUUUAUUCUAUAAAAAAGGUUAUAUCAGCAAACAUAAAUGCAGACAUUGAUAUCAGUGAAUGGCUCAUAUUGGCUGAUAUUUUUCACUAAUACAUCGGUCGGGCUCUAAAAAAAAUCUAUUUGUGCUCUUUUAAAAAUCAACCCCUCUAACAUGCUUUUUACAGUUUCAUCUGAAUUAGAAAACUCUUGUUUAACUUUUCUACAUGGCAAGAAUUAGACAGUGCUGUAACCCUAUUGUAUCUGAUUGAUGUACAGUUCCUUGGCAGUUAAUUGGGAAAAGUGGGAUCUGAGGGCGGCCUACAGUGUUGGUUAACUGUUGUUUUCUUUCUUCUUUGUUGCAUGCGUUUAAACCAACAGGGGGUUGUUAUAAGAAAUUACAUCUCUAUUCUGUGUGUAACAUUGUCCACUACAGAACAUGGUAGUUAAGAGUGAGCCAAAUCAAAUGAUGGUUUCUGAAGAGAUGUUGUAUCUGUCAACUCUUCUCAUGCAAGGUCUUAUUUCUCUUUGAUGCCUUUUUAAUAUGAAAUUGAAUUAAUCUACAUAACUACUUAUUUUUACCUAAAAAAACAUCUCAAAGUUGAGGUUAUUUAUCACAAAAAAGAAAUUGUCUCUUUACUCUAAAAACUAACAUGCAUCAUGCACUUUGGUUGAUUAAUUACAUGCAGUUAAGGUCAUAAAAUAUAAACCUAUAAAAGAAUAAUGUCUGUGUUGCAGGAGAGUGAAUGCACUACAUACUUUUUCAUAACUAAAAUGGUACGUCUCCAGUGUCCUCAUUGUCUGUAUUACAAGUGUCCUAAUGCAAGAAACAAGUAAAAGCUUUUCCGCGCCUUAACCCAGAGACCUUAAAAUAUAUAUGUGAUAUUUCACUUUAGCUAAAAGGUUUUCAUUUUACCAGUCUCUCGUCAUGAGAAUAUGCUCUAACAUCUCAUCGUGAACUGAGGGAAUGUUGUCAAGUGUGUAUCACAACCUUCAGAGACAUGUGAGCUAAGAUUAAAAUUGAUGUGUGCGAUAUUGACAAAUAAUGGUUUUUAUAUGCGGUACUUUUUUUUCCUUAUAGCCUUGAUUCAGAGUCGAUUUAUUUAUGCAGUUAUUUGACAUACAUGAAAUAUGCAGAACAGUUAUUCUUCGACCAUUUGUGUUGGUGAUAUAUGAAGGUGCCUCAGCAACCAACAGCUGUUGUUUUUCCCCCGGUCACUAUCUGCAGUGGGGUGUUACAUAGUUUUCUUGAUAUUUUCUUUUUGUAUGUAAAUGCAAAGUUAUUGUAAAUUCUUUUAAGUGAUUACUAAUGUUAAUUAUUUUUGUUACGGAAAAAGCUAAUGUUCAAAUUUCUGUACUUUUUUUUUUAUUCUGAAAAAAAAAAAAAAAACUUGGGUUCUACUCGCAUUAAAAUAACAUUCAUGAAGAAAGAAAA